AUGUUACACGAGAAUAUCACGCAGCUGUCCUUCAAGUCGGUACAGUCACGCUUCAACACGCGCUAUUUCUCGAACUUCACCACCCAGCUCGUUAACGGCACGGUCUUUAAUGACUGCCAUCUCACUGAGCGUUUGGAUCCCGGUGUACGCUGUCAUCUGGAAUUUCAACUGCGCAUCGCUAAUUCCAAGAUUUAUCAGUCACUUUUCGAUUUCGAUAUCGAUGUUUGUGGCACGAUAAUAGCGCUUAAAGAUCACUUUCUUAAGAGUUGGUAUCGCAGCCUCUUGAAGUACGGUAAUUUUAUGGAGAAUUGUCCGUUCCAUCCCGAUCAUUACUAUUUGAAUGGUUGGCAAUUGGAGCCGGCAUUGUUUCCCAAAUAUCUUUAUCCUGGUGAUUACAAAAUAAUCGCAUUUAUUUAUUACGGACAGUAUAAGAAGAAAAAAAUGGAUUUCGUGUUCGAACUGCAAUUGGAAGCUACUGUCUUGUGAAGUUCAGAGAAUGAAAUGAAACAAUAAAAUAAUCGCAAAAGUCUGAAUAUUUGCGUAUUUAUUAUCAUGCCGUUUCAAUCUUACGCAGUUAUAGUAUUUCUUUCAGCCGCUGCCGUAGUCGCAGUCUCUACCCAAGCUUCGUUUUUGAUUUCUGUCUCCUUUACAGCCGCAAUCUUGGCUCACUGCGUCGCAGAGGCUACUCGUGGCGGUGUUUUAGGC
This is a messenger RNA of Bactrocera neohumeralis, 705 nucleotides long. RefSeq lists its product as uncharacterized. Bases 1 to 486 code for a protein of 161 amino acids. NCBI's taxonomy places the organism in Eukaryota, Metazoa, Arthropoda, Insecta, Diptera, Tephritidae. The record is from RefSeq and is a predicted model, not a curated record. The transcript is spliced from 2 exons.